Messenger RNA from Coregonus sp. 'balchen', 42752 nucleotides. The record is from the annotation of a GenBank genome assembly. Lineage: Eukaryota; Metazoa; Chordata; Actinopteri; Salmoniformes; Salmonidae.
AUGCACAUGCGUAGUAAAUCUGGUGCCAAUUCUCUGCCCAGUGGAGGUGUGUCAGAGGGAGGGCAGUUAUCUGACCUGGCAGGUCCCGCUGAUGCACAUGUCCAGGGACUCUGUGUAGCAACGUGUCCCAUCCAGCACCUUGGGGGCCAGCUCCAUCACCAGCCCAGAGCCCUUGGCCUUGCAUUUCAGCGCACAGGGAUUGUCAGAGUCGUUAUCCAGGGGCAGCCACUCGUGGUACCGACCCUGGUAGCGUACGUCGGCAUGUGCAGAGCACUGCUGGGCACGGAAGUCACCGGCGUCUGGGGGGCAUUCCUAAGAGAAGUCAGGGAGGAGAACAUUUUUGGGGGGUGAUUUUUAUUUUCCUAUGACCCAACAUAGAACAAAACUUUAAACACACAAAAAUGUCAUAUAAACAUACAAGAGUUACAUUCACUUUUGUUUACGUUUGUCCAUUAUUCUCUUAGCUGAGGAUCUUUCAAGUGCUGCAAGCCUUUAGUACUCAUAAGUAAGGGUCAUGACAUGAAAGGGGGUAUGCACUUCUCUCCCUCUCAGCAGGGCUUUAGCUUCAAAAUAUCCAUCACACACAGUUACCACAUAAAAUAUCCAUUCACACUACCAACCCCACCGAUUUCACACACAGUUACCACACAAAAUAUCAAUUCACACUACCAACCCCACCGAUUUCACACACAGUUACCACAUAAAAUAUCCAUUCACACUACCAACCCCACCGAUUUCACACACAGUUACCACAUAAAAUAUCCAACACAGUUUGCAGUCUCAAUUUAUUCCAUAACUGAACCAUUUCAAAAGAAACAUUUGACAUGUAUUACAUAAAGAUGAGUUUGCUGAACUUACCACAUUACUGCAUGUGCGAUAUUUGAUAUUCUGCCCCUCACAGGUCCUGCUAAAGAAAAAAAAGCAUGUGUGGGUGAAAUAACUAGGUCGGAGAUGAAGGAUAAAACUAAACCAAUGCAUCAUACAUCAGUCAGUUGGGGUUGACCUGUUGAAGUUAGUUGACACUUAGUUGGCACUGAUUUAUACUUUAAUUUUAAACAUUGUUUUUAAUGUUGAAUCACUAAAUGGAAUAGAUCAAUACCUAGGCCUAUUCCAUAGUACAGACAUGCCCUGUCUUAGUUUCACAAUUUCACCUGAUUGUAUCUGAAUGUACUCCUGGCUCCAUCAUAACAUAUUUAUAGUUUUCAGUUAUGUUUUCUCGGAUAUAGUAUCAACUUCAUCGUAACAAAGAACAAAUCAAUGGCUGUGUCCGAAUACCCAUACUUGUAUUUUAAAUAGUAGCCAUUUUGGGUAUGCGAAAAUAUAAUGUUUUAUAGUAUGUGAAAUAUAUAUUUUUUUGUAUGCUUUAAUCUAUUGGUCCCAGUAUUAACUCCUCCUGAGUCGCCUGUUCCGCUAUACUUCCUGGACGCGUCAUUUGAUGCGUCUAUUUGCCACAGGCCAGCAAUGUUUGUGAGACCAGGAGAUAUCCCGAAAUCGGUUGUUCUCACAAAAAUGUCUCUAAAGUCCGAACGAUUUGAGCUAAUAUGACCCCAUCAUGGAAAGCUUAGACUCUUACAAACACACUCUUGUCUGUUUUGCUAUGACGCUCACAAGCCCCACAGGACUCGUUAGAAUGUAAGGGUGUCUGGACAUUGAAGAUCAUAAAGAAGUAUUGCAUUGUGAUCAUUCCUGAUGUUUUCCAGAGCUUUCUUAUAGCUCCCAGACAAACUUAAAAUACUUACAGAUCACAGACAUGGGUAUAAGACAAUAGGUGAAGUUUUGUGGCUAUAACAGUCAAUUCUAUCAAUUUCCACCCAGGAAAUAGUGUCUAUAAUAUAAUAGACUCAUAUAUAGGCAUAAACAAAUAAUUCAGUCGACAUUCAUUCCGACUUUAGACUAUGGCGAUAUCGUCUAUUUGUAUUUGUAUUUGUAUUUAUUAGGGAUCUCCAUUAGCUGCUGCCAAAGCAGCAGAUACUUUUCCUGGGGUCCAAACAUAUUGAAGCACUUACAUUACAUAUAAAACAAAAGAUAAAACAAUACAUCAUAUAACAUUAGUACACCACUACAUAUCUACAAUACAACAUGUUUAAUACCACCAUACAACAACAUCACAAUGUAUGCGUAUGCAUGUGUCUGUACCUUUGUGUGUGUCUCUUCACAGUCCCGUUGUUCCAUAAGAUGUAUUUUUUACCCGUUUUUUUUUAUUUUUUAUCAUGUCAAUACCUCUCACAAAUACAAGUUGUGAUGAAGUCAAUCUCUCCUCCCCCUUGAGCCAUGAGAGAUUGAAAUGCAUAUUAUUAAUGUUUGCUCUCUGUGUACAUCCAAGGGCCAGCCGUGAUGCCCUGUUAUGAGCCAAUUGCAAUUUCCUAAGUCCCUCUUUGUGGCACCUGAACACACGACUGAACAGUAGUCCAGGUGCAACAAAACUAGAGCCUGUAGGACCUGCCUUGUUGAUAGUGUAGAAGAUAGAGCAACGCUUUAUUAUGGACUGACUUCUCCCUAUCUUAGCUACUGUUGUAUCAAUAUGUUUUGACAAUGACAGUUUAAAAUACAGGGUUACUCCAAGCAGUUUAGUCACCUCAACUAGCUCAAUUUCCACAUUAUUUAUUACAAGAUUUAUUUGAAGUUCAAAUCAAAUCACAUUUUAUUUGUCACAUACAGGUGUUUAGCAGAUGAUAUUGCGGGUGUAGCGAAAUGCUUGUGCUUCUAGCACUGACAGUGCAGUAAUAUCUAACAAGUAAUAUCUAACAAUUUCACAAUAGGCAGCAGCAGCCUCUAAUGUGCUAGUGAUGGCUAUUUAACAGUCUGAUGGCCUUGAGAUAGCUGUUUUUCAUUCUCUCUGUCCCAGCUUUGAUGCACCUGUACUGACCUCACCUUCUGGAUGAUAGCGGGGUGAACAGUCAGUGGCUCGGGUGGUUGAUGUCCUUGAUUAUCUUUUUGGCCUUCCUGUGACAUUGGGUGCUGUAGGUGUCCUGGAGGGCAGGUAAUUUGGCCCCGGUAAUGCGUUCGGCAGACCGCACCACCCUCUGGAAAGCCCAGCGGUUGCGGGCAGUGCAGUUGCCUUACCAGGCGGUGAUACAGCCUUACAGGAUGCUCUCAAUUGUGCAUCUGUAAAAGGUUUUGAUGGUUUUAGGUGCCAAGCCACAUUUCUUCAGCCUCCUGAGGUUGAAGAGGCUCUGUUGCGCCUUUUUCACCACACUGUCUGCGUGGGUGGACCAUUUCAGUUUAGGUUUUAGUGAAUGAUUUGUCCCAAAUACAGUGCUUUUAGUUUCUGAAAUAUAUGGGACUAAUUAUUCCUUGCCACCCAUUCUGAAACUAACUGAAGCUCUUUGUUAAGUGUUGCAGUCAUUUCAGUCGGUGUAGUCGCUGACGUGUAUAGUGUUGAGUCAUCUGCAUACAUAGACACACUGGCUUUACUCAAAGUCAGUGGCAUGUCGUUAGUAAAGAUUGAAAAAAGUAUGGCCUAGACAGGUUCCCUAGGACAUUUCUGAAUCUACCUGGAUUAUGUUGGAGAGGCUUCAAUUAAAGAACACCCUCUGUGUUCUGUUAGACAGAUAACUCUUUAUCCACAAUAUAGCAGGGGAUGUAAAGCCAUAACCUAUUCGUUUUUCAAGCAGCAGUAUGAUCGAUAAUGUAAAAAGCCGCACUGAACUCUAACAAAACAGCCCCCACAAUCUUUUUAUCAUCAAUUUCUCUCAGCCAAUUAUCAGUCAUUUGGGUAAGUGCUGUGUUUGUUGAAUGUCCUUACUUAUAAGCGUGCAGAAAGUCUGUUGUCAAUUUGUUUCACUGUAAAAUAGUAUUGUAUUUGGUCAAACAAAAUGUUUUCCAAAACGUUACUAAGGGUUGAUAACAGGAUGAUUGAUCGGCUAUUUGAGUCAGUAAAGGGGGCGUUACUAUUCUUAGGUAGCGGAAUGACUUUUGCUUCCAUCCAGGCUGUCACGAUCGUUAAUGAGAGUAGACCAAGGCGCAGCGUGAUGAACGAACAUAUUUAUUUAUAUAAUGAAUGCACGAACAAAACAACAAAACGAAAACGUGACGUCCUACGGUAAACACAACCCAAACGGAACAAGAUCCCACAAACACGAAUGUAAAACAGACUGUUUAAAUAUGGUUCCCAAUCAGAGACAACCAGCCACAGCUGACACUCGUUGCCUCUGAUUGAGAACCACACUGGCCAACAUAGAAAUAGAACACAUAGACCUACAACACAGAACUAGAAUACAUAGAAUCUACACACCCUGGCUCAACAUAUAGAGUCCCCAGAGCCAGGGUGUGACACAGGCCUGAGGGCACACACUUUCUAGUAGGCUUAAAUUGAAGAUAUGGCAAAUAGGAGUGGCAAUAUCGUCCGCUAUUAUCCUCAGUAAUUUUCCAUCCAAGUUGUCAGACCCCUGUGGCUUGUCAUUGUUUAUAGACAACAAUAAUGUGUUCAUUCUUUAUGUAAUUUCUCUUUGUUUCAUAGUGUAGUUUCUUCUUCUUUUUAUUCAGUUUAGCCACAUGAUUUCUCAACUUGCGGUACGUUUGCCAAUCGGUUGUGAAGCCAGACUUAUUUGCCAUUUCUCUUGCGUCAUCCCUCUCAGCCAUACACUUUUUCAAUUCCUCAUCAAUCCACGGGGAUUGAACAGUUUUUACACUCAUUUUCUUAAUGAGUGCAUGCUUAUUAGUAACUGGAAUAAGCAAUUUCAUAAAUCUGUCAAGUGCAACGUCUGUUUGCUCCUCAUUACACACCACUGACAAACAUAUAUUCUUUACAUCAACAACAUAGGAAUCGCUACAAAACUUAUUCUAUGACCUCUUAUACGCUAUAUUAGGCCCAGCCUUUGGAACUUAUGUUUUCUUAGAGAUGGCUACUAUAUUGUGAUCACUACAUCCGAUGGAUCUGGAUACUGAUUUCAAGCACAUUUCUGCAGCAUUAGUAAAGAUAUGAUCAAUACAUGUUGAUGAUUUCAUUCCUGUGCUAUUUGUAACUACCCUGGUAGGUUUACUGGUUACCUGAACCAGGUUGCAGGCACUGGUUACAGUUUGAAGCUUUUUCUUGAUUGGGCAGCUUGAAAGCCAGUCAAUAUUUAAAUCACCCAGAAAAUAUACAUCUCUGUUGAUAUCACAUGCAUUAUCAAGCAUUUCACACAUGUUAUCCAGGUACUGACUGUCAGCACUUGGUGGUCUAUAGCAGCUUCCCACAGGAAUGGGCUUUAGGUGAGGCAGAUGAACCUGUAGCCAUAUUACUUCAACUGUAUUUAACAUGAAAUCCUCUCUAAUCUUUAAAGGAAGGUGGUUCUGAAUAUAAACAGCAACACCUCCACCACAGGCAUUUCUGUAUUUUCUGUAUUACAUUUACAUUUUAGUCAUUUAGCAGACGCUCUUAUCCAGAGCGACUUACAGUUAGUGCAGACAUUAUUCGAUUCCCACAUACCCCCUGUGGGAAUCGAACCCACAACCCUGGCGUUGCAAACGCCAUGCUCUAUCAACUGAGCUACAUCCCUGCCGGCCAUUCCCUCCCCUACCCUGGACGACGCUGGGCCAAUUGCGCGUCCACUGUAUUGCUAACACUGUAUCAUCAAAGGUAUUGUCUACAUGAGUUUCAGAGACAGUCAGCAUAUGAAUAUAAUCAGAUAAAAGCAGGCUAUUGACUUCAUGAACCUUGUUUCUUAUGCUACAUAUGUUAACAUGGGCUAUUUUGAAAACUUUUCUGGGUUGCUUGAUUGUUUUUAAUGCUUUUUUGGAAAGCUUAUCAGAAGUAGACUUGCUCAUGUUAUUUAUAUUGGAACUGUGCACGGUGAGCUGAACACUGUGGAUUUCCUACUAGGGAACACUGCCUCAAUGCUAACAGUGUGACUCUGGCUCAUAGGCACAUGAUUACUGCAUACAAUAGCUGUAGGAUCAACAGAGGUAUUCAGGGCAGUUAGGGGGACAUAAAAUAAGUUACUUACAUUGUGUCUGCCAAUGCCCCUGGGUUAACGUACAUUUGAUGCAGCAUUAUGACAACUAAGCAUCACAAUGGUAGGGAAUAACUGAGCUGGUCUUCGGUCAUUGAUAAGUCAUUGUCUCAACUCAGCCUUGUCCUGGCGCCAAGAUGAUUUGGAUGGACUUCGUCAUUCCUGUAGAGUAUCUUCUGUUUCCCGAAUGUGUCAAAGUUAUAUAUAAAAGUGAUUCCAACAGAGCUACAGUAAUCUUUUAGUGUGUACUGCUAGUAGCCUGAUUAAUCUUUCACACCUGCGGCCCAACGAUGGUACCGGACCUGAAAUGAUUGGCCGCUUUUUGGAAUCUUUCAGUGCUGGAAUCAGUUCUUUAAAAUUUAUUUUCAGAAGUUCCGAGCUAGCCCUCCUGAUGUCGUUUGACCCCACAUGGACUACAACAGUGUCAGGUCCCGGCAUCUGUCAUAGAACGGUUGGAAGCAGCUUUGUAAUUACCUGUACUCGUGCUCCUGGGUAGCACAGGGUUUUUCCCCCUUGAACUAAAAUAAAAUCAGCUCCUGCAGUGUUGAGAACGUUCUAUAGCGACCACCAUUUGAGACUGCCGAGCCAGCUAGACUAGCUGGGUUUCCGUGUCUCUGUCUUUACAUGGAAUCUUGCAGAAUCCCUGGACAGAUAGUAGCAUUCACAGCAACUGAGUCCAACUGAGCCGCGGGAUCAAAAAUCAAAAAGUAUAUAUAAUCAAAGUAUAUAUACGAGGAGACACUGUCACAACUUUAUAAAAACAAUACACCGAGGUCCCUCGUUCCCUGUUCAACAUACGUCAUUCUACUUGUAGCACUGGUUGUCCUGAAAAGAAAUGAUAAAACAUUUAAUUGUGAGAAUUAAUGAGGGCUAGACAUGCAUACAGUGCCUUGCAAAAGUAUUCAUCACCCUUGGCGUUUUUCCUAUUUUGUUGCAUUACAACCUGUAAUUAAAAUUUAUUUUUAUUUGGAUUUCAUGUAAUGGACAUACACAAAAUAGUCCAAAUUGGUGAAGUGAAAUGAAAAAAAAAAACUUGUUUCAAAACAUUAUAAAAAAUAAAUAACGGAAAAGUGGUGUGUGCAUAUCUAUUCACCCCCUUUGCUAUGAAGCCCCUUAAUAAGACCUGGUGCAAACAAGUACCUUCAGAAGUCGCAUAAUUAGUUAAAUAAAGUCCACCUGUAUGCAAUCUAAGUGUCACAUGAUCUCAGUAUAUAUACCUGUUCUGAAAGGCCCCAGAGUCUGCAACACCACUAAGCAAGGGGCACCACCAAGCAAGCGGCACCAUGAAGACCAAGGAGCUCUCCAAACAGGUCAGGGACAAAGUUGUGGAGAAGUACAGAUCAGAGUUGGGUUAUAAAAAAAUAUCAGAAACUUUGAACUUCCCACGGAGCACCAUUAAAUACAUUAUUAAAAAAUGGAAAGAAUCUGGCACCACAACAAACCUGCCAAGAGAGGGCCACCCACCAAAACUCACGGACCAGGCAAGGAGGGCAUUAAUCAGAGAGGCAACAAUGAGACCAAAGAUAACCCUGAAGGAGCUGCAAAGCUCCACAGUGGAGAUUGGAGUAUCUGUCCAUAGGACCACUUUAAGCCAUACACUCCACAGACCUGGGCUUUACGGAAGCGUGGCCAGAAAAAAGUCAUUGUUCGCCAAAAGGCAUGUGGGAGACUCCCCAAACAUAUGGAAGAAGCUACUCUAGUCAGAUGAGACUAAAAUUGAGCUUUUUGGCCAUCAAGGAAAAUGCUAUAUCUGGUGCAAACCCAACACCUCUCAUCACCAUCCCCACAGUGAAGCAUGGUGGUGGCAGCAUCAUACUGUCGGCAUGUUUUUCCAUCGGCAGGGACUGGGAAACUGAUCAGAAUUGAAGGAAUGAUGGAUGGCACUAAAUACAGGGAAAUUCUUGAGGGAAACCUGUUUCAGACUUCCAGAGAUUUGAGACUGGGACGGAGGUUCACCUUCCAGCAGGACAAUGACCCUAAUCAUACCGCUAAAGCAACACUCGAGUGGUUUAAGGGGAAACAUUUAAAUGUCUUGCAAUGGCCUAGUCAAAGCACAGACCACAAUCCAAUUGAGAAUCUGUGGUAUGACUUAAAGAUUGCUGUACACCAGCGGAACCCAUCCAACUAGAAGGAGCUGGAGUAGUUUUGCCUUGAAGAAUGGGCAAAAAUCCCAGUGGCUAGAUGUGUCAAGCUUAUAGAGACAUACCCCAAGAGACUUGCAGCUGUAAUUGCUGCAAAAGGUUGCUCUACAAAGUAUUGACUUUGGGGGGGGGGGUUAGUUAUGCACGCUCAGGUUUUCAGUUUUUUUGUCUUAUUUCUUGUUUGUUUCACUUUUUUUAUUUUUUGCAUCUUCAAAGUGGUAGGCAUGUUGUCACGAUCGUCGAACACAGUGGACCAAUGCGCAGCGUGAUGAGUGAACAUACUUAUUUUAUUCCACACGAAACAAAACCGAACAGGGGAGGGCCGGGUGGGCAUUCCUCCUCGGAGGCGGUUCCGGCUCCGGGCUUGACCACCACCCUUCGUAGCGCCCCUGGUCCGGUCUGGCCCCGCUGGCUGGAGCUGGACUGGACAUCGGUGGAGCGGAUUGCUUAGGCUCCGAUGUGGAGCAGCUGACCGGUACCUGACCAGGCACCGGUGACCCAGGCAUGGGCUGUGCCGGACUGACGACGCGCACCACAGGCUUGGUGCGGGGAGCAGGAACGGGCCGGACCGGGCUGACGACGCACACCACAGGCUUGGUGCGGGGAGCAGGGACGGGUCGAACCGGGCUGGCGACGCGCACCAUUGGCUUGGUGCGGGGAGCAGGAACAGGCCGGGCCGGGCUGGCGACGCGCACCAUUGGCUUGGUGCGGGGAGCAGGAACAGGCCGGGCCGGGCUGGCGACGCGCACCAUUGGCUUGGUGCGGGGAGCAGGAACAGGCCGGGCCGGGCUGGCGACGCGCAUCAUUGGCUUGGUGCGGGGAGCAGUAACAGGCCGGGCCGGGCUGGCGACGCGCACCAUUGGCUUGGUGCGGGGAGCAGGAACAGGCCGGGCCGGGCUGGCGACGCGCACCAUUGGCUUGGUGCGGGGAGCAGGAACAGGCCGGGCCGGGCUGGCGAUGCGCACCAUUGGCUUGGUGCGGGGAGCAGGAACAGGCCGGGCCAGGCUGGCGACGCGCACCAUAGGCUUGGUGCGAGAGGCAGGAACAGGCCGGACCGGGCUGGCGACGCGCAUCACAGGCUUGGUGCGAGGGACAGGAAUAGGCCGGACCGCACUGGGAACACACACCACUGGCCUUACCCGGGGAUCAGGAACGGGCCGGACCGGACUGGCAACACACCUCAGUACCUCUCGCCGUGCCUCUACAUUUUCCUUCCCUCUACUCGCCAAUGGCUCCCGUAACCCGGUGGCCUUCUCUCCUCGUCCACUAACUCGCCCCUUAUCUGCCCUCAGCAGUCCCGUCGUCCACGGUGUGAGCCCCCCCCUAAACAUUUAUUGGGUUCGUUUCUCCCCCGUGGCUAUGGCCUCCAUGGCUCUCGCCAGACACUCCAGCCUCUGCUCCCAAGUCCAACCUCUCUCCUCCUCACGCGGCUUGACCCAGUCGAGGUUGAUAUCCAUUAGAGUCCUCUCUGGCGUUGGCUCCUGGACACGCUGCUUGACCCAGUCGAGGUGGACAUCCAUUAGAUUCACCUCUGGCGUUGGCUCCUGGACACGCUGCUUGGUCCAGUUAUGGUGGGAUCUUCUGUCACGAUCGUCGAACACAGUGGACCAAUGCGCAGCGUGAUGAGUGAACAUACUUAUUUUAUUCCACACAAAACAAAACUAAACAAAACGAUAACGUGAAGUCCUUGGUUACAAUACAAAACCAACACGGAACAAGAUCCCACAAAACACUGUGGAAAACAGGCUGCCUAAGUAUGGGACCCAAUCAGAGACAACAAGCAACAGCUGAUACUCGUUGCCUCUGAUUGAGAACCACCCCGGCCAACACAGAAACACAUGAGCUAGAUAAUCAACCUAGAACACAAAACACAUAGAAACAACACACCCUGGCUCAACAUAACAGAGUCCCAGAGCCAGGGCGUGACACGUGUUGUGUAAAUCAAAUGAUACAACCCCCCCCAAAAAAAUCUAUUUUAAUUCCAGGUUGUAAGGCAGCAAAAUAGGAAAAAUGCCAAGGGGGGUGAAUUCUUUCGCAACAACUGUAUAAAUCAAAGUAUACUCUUAGAAAAAAAGGGGCUAUCUAGAUCCUAAAAUGGUUAUUUGGCUGUCCCCAUAGAAGAACACUUUGAAUAACCUUUUUUGGUUCCAGGUAGAACCCUUUUGGUCGCAGAUAAAACCCUUUUGGGUUCCAUGUAAAACCCUUUCCACAGAGGUUUCUAUCUGGAAGCAAAAAGGGUUCUACCUGGAGCUAAAAAGGGCUCUCCUAUGGGGACAGCUGAAGAACCCUUUUGGAACCCUUUUUUACUGAAUGUAGUGAAAAAAACUCUGAUUUUGGCUUGGAGUCCCUGGGACGGAUUAGGUUAAAUUCCAUGAUGUCAUACUAAUUUAGGCUUUUCAUCUAGUAGAAUUCGCUGCAUGCUAUUGACCCACGUGUGUUUGACAACAGCUGAUAACCAGCUGAAAAUAAAAAAGGGGAUGGGCUGUAGCAAAAUGAACAAAUGGCGUGAAACAAAUAUGUGUAUGCGACCAAUGAAAUGUGAUUUGAUACAACACAAUUGUGCAUUAGAUGACGCACUCUCAGUAUGGGUGAUUCUAGUAUGUUGAUAUUUGUUGCUUACUACAUACAUUUUAACUAAACAGUACGUUCUAAAUAGUAUGUAGGAUGAUUACUACACAGUGUGUCGUUUUAGUAAGCAAUACACAUUUCGGACACGGCCACAGUCUUUCUAACAUAGGUUCCAGAUAUACAGCAUACUAGGACUAUCGAAGGAAAGUCUGCUGAACAGAUUCUGCAGUUUAGCAGGGCUUUUUGGAUGACUAUAGUUGUUCUGUCCAAAUUAUGUAGCAAACCACAUUUGGAAAUUGGGAUUCCUUUGAUGCAGGAGAUAAUAGGCGAUAGCUGGCGAAUAAUAUAGGCCGAUUAUCCCUGAGCUGAGCGGAAAUUAUUCAAAGGGAAAGCUUUGACUUUAGUAACAUAAGAGAAAUUCCUGUGUCAUAGGCCCUUAACUAAUCUUUAGCCAUGAUUCGAGGCAACAUUGCAGAAUUAUGAGUCAUGGAUACACAAGGGAUAGGGAUUUUACAAUAUUAUUUCAGACAGAAAAGGGAGCAUAUGAAGAGAGCGUGACAUGGCAAGCCCAUUAAACCCACAGUUUGCCCUGCCAAGCCAAACAGUGGGUCGUGAAAGCCCUAACCCAAAACAACACACUUUCAAAGACCAGGCUUGAAGGACAGGUAGCAAAAAUCGAGAUCUGUGCGGAAAACCACACCAGGCCCAGAAUGUAUUCUCCAUCCUUGGACAGGAGAAGGUCAUGGAAAAAGUAGACAAAAUUCCCUUACCGUUUCGUCACAUAAACGUGACUGAGCCACGGCCUGAAGGUGGCCGGUGCACAGUGGAGAUUACACAGCCAAUUUGAGAUUCUCAUUUUACCACCCACAGUGUUAAAUGUAACACUUUCUUCUUGUGUAUAUGUUACCCACCGAAAUAGUGUUAAAUUAACACUUUUAAAAGUCUUGACAAACUAACACCCCUAGAGUGUUGGUUCCCUAACACCAUGGGUGUUGCAAAUUCCAACCUAAAUUAACACUUUAUUAGAGUUGACGCUGUUACACUAUCUCAGUGUUAGGGAAUAACUCAUGUAGUGUUACAGUAUUUUGGGGAGUGUUGUUUUAACACUAAGGAGUAAAGUUUUACUCCUUAGAUCCAGAUGAACAGCGCCGGAGAAGAUGGCUGCCGUUUUACAGCCCUCUAACCAACCCUCUAACCAAUUGUACUAUUAUGUGUGUUUUUCCGCGUUAUUUGUAAUUUAUUUUGUACAAAAUGUUUCUGCCAUCGUCUCUUAUAACCAAAAAGAGCUUCUGGAUAUCAGGACAGCGAUUACUCACCUCGCAUUGGACGAAGAUUUUUUCUUCAACGAGGCGGCCGCGAAGGAUAUCAUACAGACACCCGACAAGGCCCAAAUCCCCGUCAUUCGCGUGAGGAAGAGACGGAGAUAUCGCGGACGCAGAUCCGGGUGCCUUGUAAGGAUCCGACGGCGAGCGAGUAAACUGCCUCUUCCAUCAAUCCUAUUAGCCAAUGUUCAAGCUUUUGAGAAUAAAAUGGACGAUUUAAGAUUACGGUUAUCCUACCAACGGGACAUUAAAAACUGUAAUAUCUUAUGUUUCACGGAGUCGUGGCUGAACGACAACAAUGAUAACAUUCAGCUAGCAGGCUAUACGCUACAUCGGCAGGACAGAACGGCUGACUCUGGUAAGACAAGGGGUGGCGGUCUGUGUAUAUUUGUAAACAACAGCUGGUGCACAAAAUCAAAUACUAAGGAAGUCUCGAGGUUUUGCUCGCCUGAGUUAGAGUAUCUUAUGAUAAGCUGUAGACCACACUAUUUACCAAGAGAGUUUUCAUCUAUAUUUUUCAUAGCUGUCUAUUUACCACCACAAACCAAUGCUGGCAUUAAGAUUGCACUGAAUGAGUUGUACAAGGCCAUUAAUCAACAGGAAAACGCUCAUCCAGAUGCAGCGCUCCUAGUGGCCGGGGACUUUAAUGCAGGGAAACUUAAAUCCGUUCUACCUCAUUUCUACCAGCAUGUUAAAUGUGCAACCAGAGGGAAAAAAACUCUAGACCACCUUUACUCCACACACAGAGACGCAUACAAAGCUCUCCCUCGCCCUCCAUUUGGCAAAUCUGACCAUAACUCUAUCCUCCUGAUUCCUGCUUAUAAGCAAAAACUUAAGCAGGAAGCACCAGUGAUUCGGUUAAUAAAAAAGUGGUCAGAUGACGCAGAUGCUAAGCUACAGGACUGUUUUGCUAGCACAGACUGGAACAUGUUCCGGGAUUCUUCAGACAGCAUUGAGGAGUACACCACAUCAGUCACUGGCUUCAUCAAUAAGUGCAUCGAUGAUGUCGUCCCCACAGUGACCGUACGUGCAUACCCCAACCAGAAGCCAUGGAUUACAGGAAACAUCCGCACUGAGCUAAAGGGUAGAGCUGCCGCUUUCAAGGAACGGGACUCUAACCCGGACGCUUAUAAGAAAUCCCGCUAUGACCUCCGACGAACCAUCUAACAGGCAAAGAGUCAAUACAGGUCUAAGAUUGAAUCAUACUACACUGGCUCUGACACUCGUCGGAUGUGGCAGGGCUUGAAAACUAUUACAGACUACAAAGGGAAGCACAGCCGCGAGCUGCCCAGUGACACAAGCCUACUAGACGAGCUAAACCACUUCUAUGCUCGCUUCGAGGCAAGCAACACUGAAGCAUGCAUGAGAGCACCAGCUGUUCCGGAUGACUAUGUGAUCACGCUCUCCGUAGCCGAUGUGAGUAAGACUUUUAAGCAGGUCAACAUUCACAAGGCCGCAGGGCCAGACGGAUUACCAGGACGUGUACUCCGAGCAUGUGCUGACCAACUGGCAAGUGUCUUCACUGACAUUUUCAACAUGUCCCUGACUGAGUCUGUAAUACCAACAUGUUUCAAGCAGACCACCAUAGUCCCCGUGCCCAAGAACUAUAAGAUAACCUGCCUAAAUGACUACCGACCCGUAGCACUGACGUCUGUAGCCAUGAAGUGCUUUGAAAGACUGGUCAUGGCUCACAUCAACAGCAUAAUCCCAGAAACCCUAGACCCACUCCAAUUUGCAUACCGCCCCAACAGAUCCACAGAUGAUGCAAUCUCUAUCGCACUCCACACUGCCCUUUCCCACCUGGACAAGAGGAACACCUACGUGAGAAUGCUAUUCAUUGACUACAGCUCAGCAUUCAACACCAUAGUGCCCUCUAAGCUCAUCACUAAGCUAAGGAUCCUGGGACUAAACACCUCCCUCUGCAACUGGAUCCUGGACUUCCUGACGGGCCGCCCCCAGGUGGUAAGGGUAGGUAACAACACAUCUGCCACACUGAUCCUCAACACGGGGGCCCCUCAGGGGUGCGUGCUCAGUCCCCUCCUGUACUCUCUGUUCACCCAUGACUGCAUGGCCAGGCACGACUCCAACACCAUCAUUAAGUUUGCCGACGACACAACAGUGGUAGGCCUGAUCACCGACAACGAUGAGACAGCCUAUAGGGAGGAGGUCAGAGAUCUGGCCGUGUGGUGCCAGGACAACAACCUCUCCCUCAACGUGACCAAGACAAAGGAGAUGAUUGUGGACUACAGGAAAAAAAGAGGACUGAGUACGCCCCCAUUCUCAUCGACGGGGCUGUAGUGGAACAGGUUGAGAGCUUCAAGUUCCUUGGUGUCCACAUCACCAACGAACUAUCAUGGUCCAAACACACCAAGACAGUCGUGAAGAGGGCACGACAAAGCCUAUUCCCCCUCAGGAGACUACAAAGAUUUGGCAUGGGUCCUCAGAUCCUCAAAAAAUUCUACAGCUGCACCAUCGAGAGCAUCCUGACUGGUUGCAUCACCGCCUGGUAUGGCAACUGCUUGGCCUCUGACCGCAAGGCACUACAGAGGGUAGUGCGUACGGCCCAGUACAUCACUGGGGCAAAGCUUCCUGCCAUCCAGGACCUCUAUACCAGGCGGUGUCAGAGGAAGGCCCUCAAAAUUGUCAAAGACUCCAGCCAUCCUAGUCAUAGACUGUUCUCUCUGCUACCGCACGGCAAGCGGUACCGGAGUGCCAAGUCUAGGUCCAAAAGACUUCUCAACAGCUUCUACCCCCAAGCCAUAAGACUCCUGAACAGCUAAUCAUGGCUACCCGGACUAUUUGCACUGCCCCCCCACCCCAUCCCUUUUACGCUGCUGCUACUCUGUUAAGUAUUUAUGCAUAGUCACUUUAACUCUACCCACAUGUACAUAUUACCUCAACUACCUCAACUAGCCGGUGCCCCCGCACAUUGACUCUGCAACGGUACCCCCCUGUAUAUAUAGCCUCCCUACUGUCACUUUAUUUUACUUCUGCUCUUUUUUUCUCAACACUUUUUUUUGUUGUUGUUUUAUUCUUACUUUUUUUGUUUAAAAUAAAUGCACUGUUGGUUAAGGGCUGUAAGUAAGCAUUUCACUGUAAUGUCUGCACCUGUUGUAUUCGGGGCAUGUGACCAAUAACAUUUGAUUUGAUUUGAUUUGAUUUAAAGCCUUAUUUGCAUAUUUCUUAGCAUGCCUUUUGCGUGAAUGUGAGUGAUACCCACCCAUGACUGUGUUUGUUAGUGACAGAGACAUGGUUGUUGCAUUCAAUAACUUUUAGACCUGAAGCCUUCACCAAAUGACUGCUUAAGUCAGUGCUUCUCAAUUAUUUUCUGUUACGCCCCCCCUAGGAAGAAGUAAACAUUUCGCGCCCCCCAACUCUCCGCCGCGACUGUAAAUAGUAUAAUUUGUCUAUAAAAUUGUUAUAUGUACACCUCUGCAUAACAUUGUAUCCUUAUUAAAAUUAAAGAAAAUAAAAAAGAAAGAAAUAUAGAUCAACUUACAACAAAGAAUAACUUUAUUAACAUUGUAACAGAAAAUACUUAAAGUGCAUCAAUUUGCCUGAAAUUUAAAAAAAAUGCAACCCUUAUUUAAACUGUAAACAUUUUUUGACCAUUUGAUACUGAAAAAUAAAAUAAAAUAUAAUCAAUAAAUAACAAUACAUUCAAAUUGAUCAGCAACAUUAACUCAGGAGCACAAUAUAUGAAACACUUUGACCUAUAAAACAAAAAUGAAUAAAACAAUUUGUGCUGAUUUAUUUAUUUUUUUAAUCAAAAUGAGGAAGUCAGGAUUAAUGGCUACAAUGAGCACGUUUUGCAGUGCACAGCUUUUCGAAGCGGGGUUUGAAGCAUGAUACUGCAACUCUCAGCUCCUGCUCAAUGUUUAGCUGGGACCUGUACUUGGUCUUCAGUGCAGCAACAGCAGAGAAGCCAGUCUCACAAAGAGAGGCAGUAUCCACUCUUAGCCCUCUGCCCUAAGAGUGGAUACUGCCUCUCUACACUCAGCCAGAAUUCACUCAGUGUCUGUGAUGUGAACCUCAGUCUCAAUGUGGAGUCAGACGUGAUAUCAAUGAACUGGUCCUCCUCUGCAGAGCUGAAACCAGUUGGAGCUGGAGCAUUGAAAUGAUCUCUCACCCAGUCAUAUUGGGAACUGUUUUCAGGGAAGUACUUUUUAAAGAAUCCCAUCAGUGAUGAAAUAUGCUCCUUAAUAUAUGGAAUCACUGAGGUGGCAUCAUAGUCAGUAGUGUCAACAAAUUCAUGCAGGUUCUCGAAUGAAUCAGUAUUUCCUUCAUCAAGUCGCCUGCCCCACAUUGCAAGCCUUCGAGUGAAAGAGCUGAUCUUGUCUGUGAUCUGAGGUGUUUAUCUUUCCCUUGAAGCUGUAGAUUUAGUUCAUUUAGCUUUCCAAAUAUGUCACUCAGGUAGGCCAGCUUUGCCAGGAAGUUCUCAUCACUACAUUUUUCUGCGAGGUCAUACUUGUGCUCCUGCUCCGAAAACAUUCUUAUCUGCUCUCUGAGCUCAAAAACUCGGGACAAGACUUUUCCUCAUGACAGCCACCUUGCUUCACUGUGAAACAGCACAGCUUGAUGUUCAGCUCCCAUCUCCUCACAGAUAGCAGAGAAGACUCUUGUUUUUAGUGGUCUGGUCUUUAUGAAAUUGACUACACCUACAAUGUCAGUCAUAACCUCACUUAAUUCAGAGGAAAGGUGCCUUGAUGCCAGUGCUUCUCUGUGUAUAACACAGUGUGUCCACUCAGCAUUAGGUGAGGCCUUCUUGAUGAGUGCCCAAAGUCCGUUUCUCAUCCCUGCCAUGGUCUGUGCACCAUCACUGCAAACACCAAUGCAGUUCUCCCACUUUAGCCCAUUCUCAGUCAGGAAGUAGUCCAGCAUUUUGAAUAGCUCUUCAGCUGUGGCUCUGUCUCUGACAUAUUUACAAAAAAGUAGAUCCUCACACAGGGAGUUUGUCAUGUCAAAACGUACAUAAACGAUAAACAGUCUUUGUUGCUGUCAGUUGCUUCAUCGAACUGUAAGGCAAAAAGUUUGUCUUUGAGUUUACCAGCUGUUCUUUAAGAUCGUUAUCAAUGUCAUCUAUACGUCUGGCGACAGUGUCAUUGGCGACAGUGUCAUUGGACAGAGGGAUAGUUUUUAUUUUUGCAGCACUUGCGUCAUCCAGCAUGACAGAGACCAUGUCUAAUGCUGCAGGCAGUAUCAGCUCCUCUGCUAUGGAGUGGGGUUUUCUGCACUGAGCAAUUUGGUACGCCACCUUAUAUGACCGCUGGUUUACUGAAGUAGCCUUCACAAAGCGGGACGAUUGUUGGCAAUAUUCGGCACGUUUUCGCUGAAAAAACUCAAGAGGCUUAUCAGCGUGAUUGGGGUGUAAUGUCUUUAAGUGACGCCUUAAUUUAUUUGGCUUCAUGCUGUCCGCUGCCAACAUUUUUAGACACAGUAAACAUACCGGUCUUUCCUCGUCUCCCACCGUAGUCACAGUGAAGCCAAGCGCUACAUACGCUUCGUCAUAUUUCCUCGUCUUAGCUUUCGGGAGACUUUGUCUCAUUAUCUCCGUCUUUCUUUUCAUCCCUGUUAGAUAUGUUUCCAUGGUGUCUCUUAAGGGUUUGUUAUCUGCACUUCAUAUCUCCUGCUCUGUGCUGUGUGCUCUUGUUCAGUGCAAAAAAAACCUACUCCCUGCGGCAAAAAAAAGCAUGUUCCCCGGGGUCACACGCGCCCCCCCUGGCAUCGCUCCGAGCCCCCCCAGGGGGGCGCGCCCCACUAUUUGAGAAGGACUGGCUUAAGUGAAUGUUUUUAAAUUAAAAGUAAACCCUUUAUGACCAAAUUCUAUAGAUUUCGUAAAGCAUUUAGUUAUGGCCUAGUUAUCCUCAACAUUGUGGUCUUAAAAUCCUGGCUCAUGGGCCACAUAAGAUCUGUAAGUCAGGUUUGGGAAGUGAUUAGAAAUUCAUUACAAAAUCCAGUCAGAGGGAGGAUAUCCAACAAUUGCAAUAUUUUAUCACCCACAACCUGCAUUCAGGUUACAGUGAAGGACUUGAUAAACAAGACUAUCUAAACUGGAACAACCAUCUCAGUAACGGGUGCAAUAAGUCCAACCCCUUACAGAUUGGGUUAGUUUAGAAACAUGUAAGUUAUUUAUCUUUGCAUAGUUUAAGGUCAAUUAAUCAAUCAAUGUGCAUGAAGAAACACAUAUUAAAACAAACUAUUUCUAAUACUCAACCUGCAACAAAGCAUGCUGGGAAAUAUGAUAAUGAGGCCUCUCCCACUUAUUUUUAACUCGAAGAGAGUUAACAGAAAUGAACUCAGCAUGGUCGAGUAACAACACCACUGUGAUUCAAAUAACACUUCAAGUAGUCAACGCAGGUGGUGUCAAUUUCAAUCCCACUGGUGUUAACCCCACUAGAAUAAACACUCAGAUAUAACACUCAAAACACUUUUUACCUCAACACUGAGAUUUUAACACUUGAGAAUUUGCUGGGUAGGGUUAAAUAUUAUCCCGGUAUUUUAUAAAUGUUCCAUCCCGAGAAUAAAUCACUUUUCUCCUGGGUAAACCGGUAUUCUAAAGCAUUUGAAACCAACAGACAGAAUCAUGUGCCAUUCUAAAACUCAAAUUAUACACAGCAGAGUCAGACAACCAUCAGAUUCGGUUCCAACACCCCUAAAACCAACUAAUCAAAAAGCCCCCACACCAUGGCCCAAAUAGCAAUACAUAUCAGUCCGAUGUGGUCCUGAUAGCGUGCGGAGGGAAAAGGAGCAGGGCUCAGGGGGCAAGACAUUUUAAAUAUGUUUGGAUUAGAGUUUUGAUAGGCAUGAAAAUUCAAGCCGGAGCCAGAUGAGCCCUACAAUAAAUACAUUUUAUGAGCCCUACAUUAAAGACAUUUUAUGAGCCCAAGGCAAAAAAAGCCCAAAUGAUUGUGCUGUUAUCCAAUACAUAUGAUAGGCUAUACCGCACAUUACGCAAAAUAGAAAAACAUAAAAGCCCAUUGAUGUAUGCUUUCUUGGGUAAAUAAAUUAAACAAGCUCCAAUUAUCUUUUUGAGUGUGGACUAUGACUUUGCUGUGUUUUAAUAUAAUGUAUUAUAUGGACUGGAAUUAUGCACCUCUUUCAAACCAUGAAGCUGGGAGAGAAGACACAACGCUGGUGCUGGACACACGGCCUACAAACGUACAAUUAUAGGUUAACGAAUUUGAUUUUAAUUUGGAAUAAUAAUAGGGCCUGACUUGUGCUCUGAUAUCUGCUUCACUGAUUUCUGCUCUCGUAAAAGCCUGGGUUUUCUGCACGUUAACACUAGAAGCUAAUUACAUCAAAUGGAUCAAUUGAAAGUGUGGGUUCACAUCUCAAAUACAGGUGUGUUGGUCAUUACUGAGACUGUAGCUCAGUUGGUAGAGCAUGGCGCUUGCAACGUCAGGGUUGUGGGUUCGGUUCCCACGGGGGGCCAGUAUGAAAAAUCUAUGCACUCACUAACUUUAUGUCGCUCUGGAUAAGAGCGUCUGCUAAAUAACUAAAAUGUUAAGAAAGAGUGUUUUGAACACUGAUGUUAACCUUUCUGGUUACAGUGGCUUGCGAAAGUAUUCACCUCCCUUGGCAUUUAAAAUGGAGUUUUUGGGGGUUUGUAUAAUUUGAUUUACACAACAUGCCUACCACUUUGAAGUUGCAAAAUAUUUUUUGGGGUGGAACAAAAAAGAAAUAAGACAAAAAAAAACAGAAAACUAGAGCGUGCAGCCACCUUUUGCAGCAAUAACAGAUUCAAGUGUCUUGGUGAUACAGAAAUUAAUUCUAUAUACAGGUUAAAAGUAAUGACUAAAUGUUCCACCCUUAAAUAUAGUUGUGAAAUGUUCUUGUUUUAAGUAUGAUUAGUACUUUCUUAGUAGUGACUAAUUAUUACACUCUGAAACUGUGUGAGAUGUGUUAGAAUCUACUACCUGGUAAUGUGUGAGUGUAGGACCAGUAAAGAUUAUGACAUUGUGUUACUAUUUAGCAAUGUGAGUAAGAGUUAGGCCAGACAACAAAGGACAAGGAGAACUGUUUACAGGCAACUGAGAAACCAAGAUAACUGAGGAAUUUAGGGAGGAGAGAGACUAUGAUAAGAAAAUGUAUGUGUGUGAAUGUGUAUAUGUGUGUGCAUAUGUGUGUGUAUGCAUGUGUGUGUGUGUGUAUACGUGUGUGUGUAUGCAUGUGUGUAUGUGUGUGUGUGUGUGUGUGUGUGAAUUGAUGGUCAGGAGAGCAAUUAUUAUAAAGUGGAAAACUACAGCCUGCCUACAGAGAGGAGGGAUUUUUGUAUGACUUAUGAGUAUAAAAGAUGGACUCUGAAAUUGUGAUGGCAGAAUUCUCAAUGAAUAAAAUCUCUGACUAUGCAGACCGAGACUCUGUCCGUUUCUUAAAUCCAAAAGACUUACAACCUUUUGGGAGAUGCAAAGAGACACUGAAAUAGUUUGUUAAAUGAUUCACAUAACAGCUUGGUCCUUCGAGCCGGAUUCCAAUACCUGCCUCUGUCAUUCCAGGUAACUCUGAAAACCGUCGACGGGCGAAUGAUACAUUCGUAAAUAGAAAGUCCUGCCCUUUGACAUUAAGGGUUAAGACAGGCCAGAGGACACCUGAUUAAUGACAGAGACGGAAUCCAAAUCUACAUUGAAUCUCGGCUGCAAGGAUAAGGUCAGUAGUCUUUAUUCAUUACUUGGUGGAAUUGAUUUGAAAACUUGCUAAAAUAUUGACUGAGGGUAACGUCAUAAUUUAAAGUAGCAAAUGUAUCAAUGCGUAGCCAUUUUAAGGUCGCCGAUUUAAGGUUGUAGCCAAUUUAACGUUGGUGGGUCCGUAACGAUUCACGGUAAUAGGCCAAUUACCAAAAGAAACUACCCUGUAUUCAGAGAACCUGUAGUAGAUUAUAGAACAGUAAUGUUCAACAAAUAAUCCGGGAUAAAGAAAUACAGGGAGGGGUGUACACCAGAAGGAAUUAAAAUAGCAUGUGUGAGAAAUAGAAUAUUAGUAAAGUCAAAAGUCACAAACAACUGUAGAUUUUGCCGUAACUCUAUCCGUUUCAUGAAACUGGAGCCUUACAAACUCCGGGUUACCGAUGGUGUUAACCAAUAAUCAUGUAAGGUUGUAUACGUGUGAGACCUAAUAUUUGCUCAAAAGUCACAUCUAUGAAUAAUUCCAGGUGGUUGUAUAGAAAAGAGGGAGAACCCAUUCCUGUUGUAUGGGGCUGUCAGGAAUGAUCAAGAUUACAGAGUGAGGAUAAAUUCCUCUGUAGAAUAGGAGAUAAUUCUGGGGGACUAGUACCUAUACAGGAAGGGGUGAUUCCAGGUGUGGUGUGAAACUGUUUUAACUAACUUGUUAUAUAGAAGAGGUGGCAAGAGGAGGGAGAACCCAUUCCUGUUGUAUGAGACUGUCAGGAAUGAUCAAGAUUACAUUGUGGUGAUGAAUUCCUCCGUAGAGUAGGAGAUAAUUCUGGGGGACUAGUACCUAUACAGGAAGGGGUGAUUCCAAUUGCUGUGUGAAACUGUUUUGAAUAACUUGUUAUAUAGAAGAGGUGGCUAAGGGAUUUUUAACAGUACCAACCAUGGGAGGCAAAUCCUCACAAGAGGUCCCAGGAUUUACUGGGGACGAGAAAUACAUGGAAAUUAGAGACAAACAAAAUGUGUAUUAUUUACCUAAUUGAAAAAAAAAUGGCUUUACUGGGCGACUUGAUGUAAUUAAACUGGAAUCCAUGAUUAAACAAAUGCAUGUAAAUGGUGGUACUGAUCUAAAUUAAACAGAAAAGAGAGUAAUUAAACUAGAGUCCAUGAUUAAACAAAUGCAUGUAAAUUGUGGUAAUGAUCUAAAGAAACAGAAAAGAGAGGAACGGGAGGAUUCAGAGCUAAGCUCAGGAGGGAGUCAGUAUGAGUCAGGAGAUGAGAGAGUAGGAGGGGGCUAGUACCCACUGAUAGCCUUACCUAAUCUAUUGGCGGGGAAUGAAAGGGGCCCCAGCAACUUUAGAUGUAUACAGGCCAUGAACACAGAGGAGCGUGACCAGAGCGGUAGAAAGAAUGACGUACCCCAAAACAGGAAUAGUAAGGAUUGGGCUGCCGUUAGAGGGCAGUGGGUAUCAGGGGAUGCCCAGAGGGCACUUUUGCCAUGGGCCGAUGACGGAGGGUAUGUUGGGAAAAUAACUGAAUUGUGUAAUAGCCUCAGAGAACAUUACCAUCAUCAUGCAGACUUCUCUAAAGUACAUAAGUGUAAACAAGAUGACAGUGAGACUGUCAGCCAGUACUUAGAGAGGGUUAAAGAUGUGUUUAACGCAAACAGUGGCAUACCCGAGCCAGACCAGAGACAGGGGAAUGAUACGCCCUACCAUCAGCAAUUAAAAAUAUAGCGUUCCUCAGUGGAAUGAGACCAGAGAUAAGCAGGACCAUUAAAAAUACUUUGAUAGGGUGGAGAAAAGCACAGCAACACAUAUUGAGGUUAAAAAAGUAUGCAGUUUACCAAGAGCAGAUUGGGAGAGAGAAAGAGGAGUAAGAGAGACCUUAAGGGAGUGCCAACUCUCGGAGAGAUAGUGAGGCCAGAACAAAGGAGCAGUGUCCUGGAAAUCACAGUCUGUUUUGUUUUGUUUUUUUCAGUUCUGCUGGGAGUAUAUUUGAUGAUGGGGAUUUGUGUUGGAUGAGAGGCUAGAGACUUCAUAAAAUAAUAAUUGGAAUAAUAAUUAUAUAUUAACUUGCUCACCCAAACGUAGACAUACGUCAUGGGUGAGACAUCAUUAAUAUAAUAUUGUACAAAGCCAAUUUAGGGUUUCCAUUAAGGAACGUCAAUCACUACAUUGGAUAUUAAUACUAUGGAGAUAAAUUAAAUAUAUGCUGGUCAACUACGGCAUGUGUUUGGUGUUAUUUGUAGUCUACUUAGAAAGAACAGUUACCUAUAUCUGCUGUAUUCUAAACAAUGACAGAUUGGGGGUUUCAUAAGAGGUGGCUAUAAUUUUAGUUGAUAACAGAGGUAAUUAGAUUUGAGAAAUGUUGAAAAGUAAUGUUAGAUGGAAAGUCAGCAAUAGAGGAUAGAGAUUGUACAGGGUUUCCUGUGUGAAAAAAAAAAGUAAUAGAAAUUGGGUGAUAAGAAAUGUUGAAUUGCAUUGUUUAAGCAAGAAUGGCAUUAAAUUCAUGCUUUCUAGUUAUGUGUAUGCAAAUAUGUUAUUCGUUUUUGGUGGUGUGUGGAUAGAAUUUACUAAUGCCAGGAUUUAGUAAACGAAGCAAAGAGAUGUAGUGAGAGCAGUGGAAGGGAUACCCCACCCUAAAAUGGGGGUACACCUGUCACGGAUUCUGCCGAGGCUGCUCCUCCUCCUGGUUCGGGCAGGCUUCGGUGUUCGUCGUCCCCGGAGUACUAGCUGCCACCGUUGAAUGUUUCUAUGUGUGAUUGCUUUUGUCUGUCUGUCACACCUGUGUCCGUUUGUGUCUGAUUACAUGUUCUAUAAGUUGCCUGUGUUGUAUUGGUUAGGUUGUGUGUUGUUUUUCGCCUGUCCGUAGUGCUGCGUGUUUUUCUCUGUUUUGUUGUUUUACGCAUAGUUGCGUAAUUGCUCGCCUCUGUCGUUUUGAGGCCGUUCUUUGUAUCUUUGCCUUGUGGUUCACAAGUAAACUUUGUUGGACUAAGCUUCGGUGUCCUGCGCCUGACUCCCACACCACAUACACCUCAGCCCUGACAGAACAACACACCAGUAUGGAGUCAGCAGGAGCAGUGGCGGCACCCUAGUCGCUGGAGGAUCGGAUCAGCGACCAAGACACCAUGAUCCGGCAACUUGGGGCCGCCAUGAACGAGGUGUCCAACACUCUGCGCCGGUUGGUUACGGGAGAGGUGCCCACGCCUUCUCACACCAUCCCGUCACCAACGGCCAGUCCUCCUCUCUCAGCACCGGGACCCAGUGGCAUUCGGCUCUCGCUCCCGAGGGCAUAUGAUGGUUCUGCAGCCGGGUGUCAGGGGUUCCUCCUGCAGGUGGAACUCUACCUGGCCACCAUACACCCAGCGCCCUCGGGAUACGAGAGCGUCUCCGCCCUCAUCUCCUGUCUAUCCGGCAAGGCGUUGGAGUGGGCCAACGCCGAAUGGAGGGGAAUAGACGCCGCUACCAUCACCUACGCGGAGUUCUCCCGCCGCUUCAGGACUGUCUUCGAUCAUCCACCUGAGGGGAAGGCGGCGGGGGAGCGUCUGUUCCACCUCCGACAGGGGAAGAGGAGCGCACAGGAGUUCGCCCUGGAGUUCCGGACUCUAGCGGCGGAUGCGGGGUGGAAUGAGAGGGCCCUCAUCGACCAUUACCGGUGUAGCCUACGAGAGGACGUUCGUCGUGAGCUGGCCUGCAGGGACACCAACCUAUCCUUCGACCAGUUGGUGGACAUCUCCAUCCGUCUCGACACCCUGCUGGCUACCCGCGGACGUCCCGAGUGGGGGUCGUCCAUUCCACCCUCCAGCACCUCCGAGCCGAUUCCCAUGGAGCUCGGAGGUGCUGGCGCUAGAGAGAGGAGGAGAGAGAGCCCGAGGGGGGCCAUCCCCUGCACCAACUUUGGCCGUGGAGGACACACCGCGGCCAGGUGCUGGGGAGGGUCUCCUGGGAGAGGGGACAACAGGUCACGCACUGGGGAGUCAUUCCAGGUGAGUAGGCGCCCCACUUACCCAGAGCUCUCUGUUGGUCACAUGUGUAUACCUGUGAGAUUUCCACAGGUGGCACCUCAUUCCCAGCAUAAGGCGCUAGUAGAUUCAGGCGCAGCUGGGAAUUUUGUUGAUCGUGCAUUUUGUUAUAGGUUAGGAAUUCCCCUUCGGCCGGUAGAAGCCCCCUUUACUGUUCAUGCCCUAGACAGCCGGCCAUUGGGGUCGGGGUUGAUCAGAGAAGUCACAGCACCACUUAAGAUGACGACGCAGGGGGGUCAUGAGGAGAUCAUUCAGUUUUAUCUGAUUGACUCUCCUGCGUAUCCCGUGGUGCUGGGGCUUCCCUGGUUAAGCGCCCAUGAUCCUACCAUUGCGUGGCAACAGAGGGCUCUUAUGGAGUGGUCUGCCCAGUGUGUAGGGAGAUGUCUAGGUGUUUCCUUAGGGGCGACCUCGGUGGAGAGUCCGAACCAAGUGCCCGCAAUGCGCAUUCCCCCUGAAUAUGAGGAUUUAGCACUUGUGUUCAGCAAAACGAGGGCAACACGGCUACCACCUCAUAGACAGGGGGAUUGUGCGAUAGAUCUCCAAACAGGAGCGGCACUUCCGCGGAGCCGUGUGUAUCCCCUGUCUCAAGAGGAGACAGCGGCUAUGGAGACUUACAUAGCCGAGUCCUUGGCACAGGGAUACAUACGGUCCUCCACUUCCCCGGUUUUCCUCAAGUUUCUUUUUUGUGAAGAAGAAGGACGGGGGUUUGCGCCCGUGUAUUGAUUACCGUAGUCUCAAUCAGAUCACGGUUAAGUACAGUUACCCUCUUCCACUGAUUGCGACUAUGACAGAAUCAUUACGCGGAGCGCGGUUCUUCACAAAGUUGGAUCUCAGGAGCGCGUACAAUCUGGUGCGCAUUAGGGAGGGGGAUGAAUGAAAAACAGCAUUUAGCACCACCUCGGGUCAUUACGAGUAUCUCGUCAUGCCAUACGGGUUGAUGAAUGCUCCUUCAGUCUUCCAAUCCUUUGUUGACGAGAUUUUCCGGGACAUGCAUGGGCAGGGUGUGGUAGUAUACAUCGACGACCUCCUAGUGUACUCUUCUACACGAGCCGAGCAUGUAGCCCUGGUGCGCCGAGUGUUGAGGAGACUGUUGGAGCAUGACUUGUAUGCCAAGGCAGAGAAAUGCUUGUUCUUCCAGGAGUCCGUCUCCUUUUUGGGUUAUCGGUUGUCCGCAUCUGGUGUGAAGAUAGAGGUUGACCGUGUGUCGGCCGUGCGUAAUUGGCAAACUCCAACCACUGUAAAAGAGGUGCAGCAGUUUUUGGGUUUUGCUAAUUACUACCGGAGGUUUAUCCGGGGCUUUGGACAGGUUGCAGCUCCCAUUACGUCCCUGUUAAAGGGGGGUUCGGUUCGCUUGCAGUGAUCAGCUGAGGCGGACAGGGCAUUUGUCAAAAUGAAAAACCUGUUCACCUCGGCUCCGGUGCUGGCGCAUCCGGAUCCCUCUUUACCAUUCCAAGUAGAGGUGGACGCGUCCGAGGCCGGUAUUGGGGCAGUCCUGUUGCAACGGUCCGGAACGCCACCUAAGCUCCGCCCCUGUGCGUUCUAUUCUAAGAAGCUCAGCUCGGCGGAGCGUAAUUAUGACGUAGGGGACAGGGAGCUGUUAGCUGUAGUCCAGGCCCUAAAGGUGUGGAGGCAUUGGCUUGAGGGGGCUCAACACCCUUUCCUCAUUCUGACUGACCACCGUAACCUGGAGUACAUCCGGGCAGCUAGGAGAUUGAACCCUCGUCAGGCUAGGUGGAACAUGUUCCUGACCCGGUUUGUUUUUAAGAUCACAUACAUCCCAGGGUCCCAGAACGGUAAGGCAGACGCCCUGUCCCGGCGGUAUGACACAGAGGAGAGGUCCAUUGAACCUACUCCCAUACUGCCGGAGUCUUGUCUGGUGGCUCCGGUGGUGUGGGAGGUCGAUGCGGAGAUCGAGCGGGCACUGCGUACCGACCCUACUCCCCCCGAGUGUCCUGUGGGGCGGACGUACGUUCCGCUCGAGGUUCGUGAUCGCCUUAUCUAUUGGGCUCAUACAUCACCCUCCUCUGGACAUCCAGGUAUUGGCCGGACAGUCCACUGCCUUAGCGUGAAAUACUGGUGGCCAACGUUAGCUAAGGAUGUGAGGGUUUAUGUCUCCUCCUGCUCGGUGUGCGCCCAGUGUAAGGCACCUAGACAUUUUCCCAGGGGAAAGUUACAUCCCCUGCCCGUUCCACAACGACCAUGGUCCCACCUCUCGGUGGAUUUUGUGACCGACCUACCCCCCUCCCAGGGGAAUACCACCAUUUUGGUCGUUGUGGAUCGGUUUUCCAAGGCCUGUCGUCUCCUCCCAAUGCCGGGUCUCCCUACUGCCCUACAGACCGCUGAGGCCCUAUUUACCCACGUGUUCCGGCACUAUGGGGUCCCCGAGGAUAUUGUGUCUGACCGAGGUCCCCAGUUCACCUCCAGAGUCUGGGGGGCGUUCAUGGAACGCUUGGGGGUCUUGGUGAGCCUUACCUCGGGGUACCACCCAGAGAGCAAUGGGCAGGUUGAACGAGUCAACCAGGAUGUGGGUAGGUUUCUGAGGUCCUAUUGCCAGGGCCGGCCGGAGGAGUGGUCUAGGUAUAUCCCCUGGGCAGAGAUGGCCCAGAACUCUCUCCGCCACUCCUCCACCAAUUUAACACCUUUCCAGUGUGUUUUAGGGUAUCAGCCGGUCCUGGCACCUUGGCACGAGAGCCAGAUCGAGGCCCCUGCGGUGGAUGAGUGGAUUCGGCGCUCGGAGGAGACGUGGGACGCUGCCCAUGUCCAUCUGCAGCGGGCCAUCCGUCGACAAAAGGCGAGCGCCGAUCGCUACCGCAGUGAGGGACCGGUGUACGCACCGGGAGAUCGAGUCUGGCUCUCGACUCGAAACCUGCCCCUCCGCCUGCCCUGCCGGAAGCUGGGUCGGCGGUUUGUGGGGCCCUUUAAAGUCCUGAGAAGAUUGAACGAGGUGUGUUACAGGUUACAACUGACUAUUGAGUACAAUAAUAUUAACCCCUCGUUCAAUGUGUCUCUUCUCAGGCCGGUGGUAGCUGGCCCACUCCAAGAACAUGAGAUAGGAGAGACCCCUCCGCCCCCUUUGGACAUCGAGGGUGCCCCGGCGUACAGGGUCCGGACCAUCUUGGACUCGAGGCGCCGGAUGAGUGGUCUCCAGUAUCUCGUGGAGUGGGAGGGGUACUGUCCGGAGGAACGGUGCUGGGUGCCUAGGAAGGACAUCCUAGAUCCAUCCCUCCUGACGGAGUUCCACCGUGGGCAUCCCACGCGCCCGGGUCCGCGUCCUCCUGGCCGUCCCCGAGGCCGGGGUCGGCGCACGGCUGGAGCCGCGCGUCAAGGGGGGGGUACUGUCACGGAUUCUGCCGAGGCUGCUCCUCCUCCUGGUUCGGGCAGGCUUCGGCGUUCAUCGUCCCCGGAGUACUAGCUGCCACCGUUGAAUGUUUCUAUGUGUGAUUGCUUUUGUCUGUCUGUCACACCUGUGUCCGUUUGUGUCUGAUUACGUGUUCUAUAAGCUGCCUGUGUUGUAUUGGUUAGGUUGUGUGUUGUUUUUCGCCUGUCCGUAGUGCUGCGUGUUUUUCUCUGUUUUGUUGUUUUACGCAUAGUUGCGUAAUUGCUCGCCUCUGUCGUUUUGAGGCCGUUCUUUGUAUCUUUGCCUUGUGGUUCACAAGUAAACUUUGUUGGACUAAGCUUCGGUGUCCUGCGCCUGACUCCCACACCACAUACACCUCAGCCCUGACAACACCAGUUCAGAAGAGAUAUGGAAUGGCUGACCGCCAGCUUUAAGCUGAAUACAGGGGAACUAGAGAGGGUGUCAGACAGAUAGUGUUAAAGGACUGGGCGGCAGUGAGAGGAAACUGGGUUCCCGGAAUGGAAUGCGCCGGUUCUGGAGUGGGCAGAAGGAGGGGCCUAUGGAGAUAAAUUGGCACAACUCUGUGAUAAUCUGAGAGACUAUUAUCACAGACAUGCCGACUUCUCCAAAGUCCAUGAGUGUAAACAGGGAGACAGCGAGACUAUUAGUCAAUACCUAGGAGAGAAGAGAGGUUACGGUAGCAAAGACAGACAAGAAGGAAACGGUAAUAGUGGAGACAGGAGUGAGUGGAAGUGUUACAAUUGUGAGAAAAUUGGACAUUUUGCUAGAGAAUGUGAGGAACCGUGUAGUUACUGUGCAAGGAAAGGGCACCAGUUAAGAAACUGAGGCAGGAAUCCUCAUGACCUGGCUAUUUUGGUUUGUUGUUUUUUAAUUGGGGUUUUCAAAUAAAAAACAACACACCUAGUAUGAUGUUUAGUAAGCCUUGUUAUUUUGAUUUUAGGGGGUUUUCAACAGGUCAAAGGUGAUAAGUCUUAAAGGAGUUUAGGGUAUACAUGAUUUCUUAUGAGAAUAAAUGUCAUGAGGACUUAAUGAACACUUGGGAUAAGUAACAUCUAUGAAAUAUUUAGAAUGAUGGUAAUGUUUAGUAUACUAUGGGAUGGAACAGUUCGUUGAAUUAUUUCAAUUGCCUCUGAACUCUGUUUUGACUUUCUGGUGUUAAUUGAUCAUCCACACUGGUAAAUUCUAAAGGCAUGAGAGGAGGUCUUUAAGAUGCAAUAUUGACACACGGGCAGAGCCAUGUGUCAACAGGAGGGAUGGAUGGUAGAGCAGAUUAGACAACACUUUGUUGCAUAUGGGAUUACUAAUUAUUUAAAAAAUUAAACUUUUGUUCAAGAUGUGUUAUCUGUGCUCAAAAUAAUCACCAGGGCAGACAAAGGGCACCUCAGGAUGAGUAUCCUCCGGCUAAGUACCCCUUCCAGCAAUUGGAAAUAGAUUUUAUAGAGUUAUCACGGAGUGAAGGGAAGAAAUUUAGAGUAACCCCAGAUAAAGAUGGGUUAUCCCCCUUUGAGAAAGUGUUUGGAAGACCUUACAGAAUGCCACAGUUGGCAGGACCAGAACAGGCAGACAUAGAACUAGAGAAUACACUAGCAGAACACAUGAGAACAUUGUUCGUUAACCAUACCCGUAUGUCUAAGAAUUUGUGUCCUACAGGAGAAUUAAAGGAGAAGGUGAUUCAUAGUAUAUAACCUGGAGACUGGGUGUGGAUCCAAUCGUUGAGGAAAAAGGAUUGAAAGCAGUCACGCUGGGAGGGACCAUACCAAGUCCUAUUGGUAACUGCCUUCGCUAUAAGAAUAGCUGAGAGAGCCACUUAGGUCCACGUUACCCACUGCAAAAAGGUAGGCCCAUAUACCAACACCGUUGAACACACACAGAGUUAAAGAGAAGAACUGACUCACUAGGGUUCGGGGGUAAACUCUGUUAAUGAAGAAACCCUACCCCGACCUUUCAUCACUGUGGGGUGUUUAUAGAGGUGUGGGUAUGGGGAAGUACCAGGCAGGUGGGUCAGGGACAGGAUUGGGAUGGCGCUUUUGGGGAUUUUGGGGGACUCUGAGCUGCAUCAUCAUGUUAACCAUAUUAUGGAUUAAUCCAGAUCAACCUAAACAGGGAAAUGGUGCACUGAUUUGAUCUCAUAGAAAUACUGAAACCAAGAAAGACUAUUGGGGGAAUUAUUAUUUUAAUAGUUAAAGUCAGUUUAGGACAAGAUGGGGGAUUCAAGAUACCAUUAGACUUCUCCCAUGAAGAGAUAGGAGGUUUUGGGGGCUUUGGUAAGAAGGGGGCGUGUACAAGAAAGUUAGGUCCUAGAAGGUAUGGUAAAUACAUUUGCACUGGGGAACGCUCAUGUCCUUGGGCAAGGGUGUUUAAACAUACCUGGGGAACUCAUCUAGGGCGUUGGGUCAAACUAAUUGUUAUGCCUGUUCAACAGGCAGGCCAACCCUUGUAACUGCACCUAUGCCUCAGACCAUGUUCUCUUGUGUGAUAGAUUUGGGAUCAAACCAAACCUCACCUAAUUGUUCUGAUAUUAAAAUAACCACUCUUAAAAAGGAUAAUACUAAGGCACCCCAAUACACCAUGAACCCCGGAGAUUAUCAAUGUUAUACACACCAAAAUAAUGUGAAUCACAGAUCAAAUUGGAGAAGGGUUUACAACAACUUUUUCUGGUGGGUUACAAUUGAUAAAAAUGUUGACUGGAUUAAUUACAUCUACAAAGGUUUGUUAAUUAGACAAUGGAUGCAGUGAAGAGAAUCUCAGGCCAACUAUCUGCCACCUCACUCAUGACCUGCAGAAUAGUUUGGUUCUCGAAAUGCUUUUAGCAGAGAAGGGCGGAUUUGCAAGAUGGUGUGAGGUCAUUGUUGUAGGUUUAUCCCCAACAAUACAGCCCCAGAUGGUACAGUAACUAGAGCACUGGCAGGUCUCACUGCAUUAAGUAAAGAAUGGGCUGAGAACUGGGGGGUGAAUACAUCAAUGACUGGUUGAUUUGAUAACAUGUUUGGUAAAUGGAAAACUAUUGUUGUAACUAUUUUAGGCGAGGCAAUCGCAUCUAUGGGUAUGCUUGUUCUUUGUGGAUGUUGUCUUAUUCCCUGUGUCCGAGGGUUGGUGAGCAAGGCGUUGGAGUUGCAGUAUCACAGCAGAUGGUGAGAUACGGCCCAAUCCCGGAAUGAAGAAAUGACCCACCAGGCUUGGUGGAGGAUGACGACGAUUCAGAUAGUUUGAGACUGGAUGUUUUCCUAGAACUAUAAAUAUCUAGUUUAAAAGUAAUUGUAAUGAUUUUCUGUGUAUUAAAGUGUGGAUAAUAUAGUCAAAGUGUGGAUUGAUAUAGAAAUUAAUUCUAUAUACAGGUUAAAAGUAAUGACUAAAUGUUCCACCCUUAAAUAUAGUUGUGAAAUGUUCUUGUUUUAAGUAUGAUUAGUACUUUCUUAGUAGUGACUAAUUAUUACACUCUGAAACUGUGUGAGAUGUGUUAGAAUCUACUACCUGGUAAUGUGUGAGUGUAGGACCAGUAAAGAUUAUGACAUUGUGCUACUAUUUAGCAAGUAGUAGCAAUAAGAGUUAGGCCAGACAACAAAGGACAAGGAGAACUGUCUACAGGCAACUGAGAAACCAAGAUAACUGAGGAAUUUAGUGAGGAGAGAGACUAUGAUAAGAAAAUGUAUGUGUGUAAAUGUGUAAAUGUGUGUGCAAUGUGUGUGUAUGCAUGUGUGUAUGUGUGUGUGUGUGUGAAUUAUUGGUCAGGAGAGCAAUUAUAAAGUGGAAAACUACAGCUUGCCUACAGAGAGGAGUGAUUUUUGUAUGACGUAUGAGUAUAAAAGUCUCUGAAAUUGUGAUGGCAGAAUUCUCAAUUAAUAAAAUCUCUGACUAUGCAGACCGAGACUCUGUCCGUUUCUUAAAUCCAAAAGACUUACAACCUUUUGGGAGACGCACAGAGACACUGAAAUAGUUUGUUAAAUAAUUCACAUAACACUUGGGGUAUGUCUCUAUAAGCUUGGCACAUCUAGCCACUGGGAUAUUUGCCCAUUCUUCAAGGAAAAACUGCUCCAGCUCCUUCAAGUUGGAUGGGUUCCGCUGGUCAUACGACAGAUUCUCAAUUGGAUUGAGGUCUGGGCGUUGACUAGGCUAUUCCAUUCCAUUUAAAUGUUUCCCCUUAAACCACUCAAGUGUUGCUUUAGCAGUAUACUUAAGGUCAUUGUCCUGCUGGAAGGUGAACCUCCGUCCCAGUCUCAAAUCUCUGGAAGCCCUGUAUUUAGCGCCAUCCAUCAUUCCUUCAAUUCUGACCAGUUUCCCAGUCUCUGCCGAUGAAAAAAACGGUGUUGAGAGGUGUUGGGUUUGCGCCAGACAUAGCGUUUUCCUUGAUGGCCAAAAAGCUCAAUUUUAGUCUCAUCUGACUAGAGUACCUUCUUCCAUAUGUUGGGGAGUCUCCAACAUGUGUUUUGGCGAACACAAAACAUGUUUGCUUAUUUUUUUCUUGAAGCAAUGGCUUUUUUCUGGCCACUCUUCCGUAAAGCCCAACAGUGUGGAGUGUAUGGCUUAAAGUGGUCCUAUGGACAGAUACUCCAAUCUCCGCUGUGGAGCUUUGUAGCUCCAGGGUUAUCUUUGCUCUUAAUGUUGCCUCUCGGAUUAAUGCCCUCCUUGCCUGGUCCAUGAGUUUUGUUGGGCGGCCCUCUCUUGGCAGGUUUGUUGUGGUGCCAUAUUCUUUCAAUUUUUGAAUAAUGUAUUUAAUGGCGCUCCGUGGAAUGUUCAAAAUGUCUGAUAUUUUUUGUUAUAACCCAACCCUGAUCUGUACUUCUCCACAACUUUGUCCCUGACCUGUUUGGAGAGCUCCUUGGUCUUCAUGGUGCCGCUUGCUUGGUGGUGCCCCUUGCUUAGUGGUGUUGCAGACUCUGGGGCCUUUCAGAACAGGUGUAUAUAUACUGAGAUCAUAUGACACUUAGAUUGCACACAGUGGACUUUAUUUAACUAAUUAUGUGACUUCUGAAUGUAAUUGUUUGCACCAGAUCUUAUUUAGGGGCUUCAUAGCAAAAGGGUGAAUACAUAUGCACGCACCACUUUUCCGUUAUUUAUUUUUUUGAAUGUUUUGAAACAAGUUAUUUUUUUUCAUUUCACUUCACUAAUUUGGACUAUUUUGUGUAUGUCCAUUACAUGAAAUCCAAAUAAAAAUAAAUUUUAAUUACAGGUUGUAAUGCAACAAAAUAGGAAAAACACCAAGGGGGUUGAAUACUUUUGCAAGGCGCUGUAUAACCUUUUUCAGCAAGACAGAUCUUCCAAAGUUAAUGGAGUGGCAAUCUUUACCAAGGAACACCUUCAGUGCUCGGUUGUCUCCACCAAGUCUGUCCCCAAACAAUGUGAUUUGCUGGUUUUAAGCAUUAAACUUUCAAAUAGCUCUUUGUUGACUAUUGCUGGGUGUUAUCGUUCACCAUCAGCACCGGCCUGUACCAUAAAUGCCCUAAGCUCUCUCCUGGCCCCUUACACUAAGUCUGAAUUUGACCUGCGAGGUGGCCUAAACUGGGACAUGCUUAAACCACCUGACCAAGUCCUAAAGCAAUGGGACUCCCUAAAUCUUUCUUAGAUUAUUACCAAUCCCACAAUGUACAGUCAUGGUCAAAAGUUUUGAGAAUGACACAAGUAUUGGUCUCCACAAAGUUUGCUGCUUCAGUGUUCUUAGAUCUUUAUGUCAGUAGUUACUAUGGUACACUGAAGUAUAAUUACAAUCAUACCAUAAGUGUCAAAGGCUUUCAUUGAAAAUGACAUUCAGUUUAUGCAAAGAGUCAAUAUUUGCAUUGUUGACCCUUUUUUUUCAAGACCUCUGCAAUCCGCCCUGGCAUGCUGUCAAUUAACUUCUGGGCCACAUCCUGACUGAUGCCAGCCCAUUCUUGCAUAAUCAAUGCUUGGAGUUUGUCAAAAGUUGUGGGUUUUUGUUUGCCCACCCACCUCUUGAGGAUCGACCACAAGUUCUCAAUGUUAUCCUGGCCAUGGACCCAAAAUGUCAAUGUUUUGUUCCCCGAGCCACUUAGUUAUCACUUUUGCCUUAUGGCAAGGUGCUCCAUCAUGCUGGAAAAGGCAUUGGUAGUCACCAAACUGUUCUUGGAUGGUUGGGAGAAGUUGCUCUCGAAAUAUGUUUUAGUACCAUUCUUUAUUCAUGGCUGUGUUCUUAGGCAAAAUUGUGAGUAAGCCCACUCCCUUGGCUGAGAAGCAACCCCACACAUGAAUGGUCUAAGGAUGCUUUACUGUUGGCAUGACACAGGACACCUUGUCUUCUCCGGGAUUCAUAAGAGAAAAUGACUCUACCCCAGUCCUCAGCAGUCCAAUCCCUGUACCUUUUGCAGAAUAUCAGUCUGUCCCUGAUGUUUUUCCUGGAGAGAAGUGGCUUCUUUGCUGCCCUUCUUGACACCAGGCCAUCCUCCAAAAGUCUUCGCCUCACUGUGCGUGCAGAUACACUCACACCUGCCUGCUGCCAUUCCUGAGCAAGCUCUGCACUGGUGGUGCCCCGAUCCUGCAGUGGAAUCAACUUUAGGAGAUGGUCCUGGCGCUUGCUGGACUUUCUUGGGUGCCCUGACGCCUUCUUCAUAACAAUUGAACCUCUCUCCUUGAAGUUCUUGAUGAUCCGAUAAAUGGUUGAUUUAGGUGCAAUCUUACUAGCAGCAAUAUCCUGGCCUGUGAAGCCCUUUUUGUGCAAAGCAGUGAUCACGGCACGUGUUUCCUUGCAGGUAACCAUGGUUGACAGAGGAAGAACAAUGAUUUCAAGCACUUUUAAAGCUUCCAGUCUGUUAUUCUGACUCAAACAGCAUGACAGAGUGAUCUCCAGCCUUGUCCUCGUCAACACUUUCCCCUGUGUUAACGAGACAAUCACUGACAUGAUGGCAGCUGGUCCUUUUGUGGCAGGGCUGAAAUGCAUUGGAAAUGUUUUUUGGGGAUUAAGUUCAUUUUCAUGGCAAAGAGGGACUUUGCAGUUAAUUGCAAUUCAUCUGACCACUCUUCAUGAUAUUCUGGAGUAUAUGCAAAUUGCCAUCAUCAACACAGAGGCAGCAAACUUUGUGGAGACCAAUACUUGUGUCAUUCUCAAAACCUUUGACCACAACUGUAUGACUCCAAACACCCAGAAAAGGCUACUCUCCUUGAUGUUAUCCUCACAAAUAUUCCUGAUAGGUAUCAGUCUGGUGUUUUGUGUAAUGACCUUAGUGAUCACUGUUUUACAGCCUGUGUUCGUAAUGGCUGCUCAGUGAAACGACCUGUACUGAUUUGUCAUAGACGCUUGCUACAAAACUUGAAUGAGCAAUCCUUCCUUCAUGACCUGGCCUCUGUAAAUUGGUAUAGAAUCAGCUUGAUCCCCUCUGUCGAAGACUCUUGGACAUUCUUUUUUCAUAUUUUCAGUGGUAUUGUUAACAAACAUGCCCCCAUAAAGAAAAUGAUAAUUAAAAACAGGUUCAGCCCCUGGUUCGACCGUGAUCUGCACGAGUUACUCCACCUCAAGAAUUUCAUUUGGGGAAGGCUCGGCACAUGCAUACUCAGGCUGACUGAGUCUCAUUCAGAAAAAUGAGAAAUAAGUGCACUCAGGCUAUCCGGAAGGUCAAAUUUAGUUACUUUAAGGAGCAGUUCUCUCUCUGUGGGUCCAACUCCAAGAAGUUCUGGAAAACGGUUAAAGACCGGGAGAAUAAACCCUCCUCCUCACAGCUGCCCAUGUCCCUUAAUGUUGAUGAUCUGGUUGUUACUGACAAGGAGCACAUGGCUGAGCUCUUUAAUCACCACUUCAUUAAGUCAGGAUUGCUAUUUGACUCAGUCAUGCCUCCUUGCCCGUCCAACAUUUCCUCAUCUCCCACCCUUUCUAAUGAAACUAGUCCCGAUGCUCCUCCCUCUUUUUCCCCUGCAUAGUUUCUCCCUGCAGGCGGUGACUGAGUCCGAGGUGCUGAAGGAGCUCCUUAAACUAGACCCCCAAGAAACAUCUGGGUCAGAUGGUUUGGACCCACAGAACUCUCAAGACUUGUCUGAAGGUCCCCCGGUACCAGUUUAAAUUAUUUAUUUUUACUAUUUUCUAUGCAGUAACCAAAAAAGUGUUAAAGAAAUCCAAAUAGAUGUUAGAUUUUAGAUUAUUUAAAGUAGCCACCCUUUUCCUUGGUGACAAGCAACUAUCCUGCACUAAUUAUCUCCCCGCCCCGUAUAUAAAUGUGACAACAUACGCUGUCUCCAUCUCUUUCUCCCAAUAUUUUUGUCAUUGGCUUCUUCGUGUGUUCCCGUCAGCCUUUGAGAUUUUAGUGUGCUGCUUGUGCUUCUCAUUGAGCUGCCUCCUCCAAGGUGGCUCUGAUUUAAGAAACACGCUUAACUCGUUAUCGAUAAUCAGGGCGCCUCACAUUUUCCGUCAACUUUUGGUUGAAGCACAGAUGGAGGCCAGGGCUCAUUGGAUGUGGGGAAACACAAUAGAUCUCUCUGUUAACCCUUCAGGGCUCUUUAACCUCUACGGGAUCGGUGUCCCGUAUAUGGGAUGGUUGAGCUAGCGUGCGCUAAUGUGAUUAGCAUGACUAUUGUAAGUAACUGCAAACUUUCCAGGACGUAGACAUGUCUUAUAUGGGCAGAAAGCUUAAAGUCUUGUUAAUCCAACUGCACUGUCCAAUUUACAGUAGCUAUUACAGUGAAAAAAUACCAUGCUAUUGUUUGAGGAGAGUGCACAACAACAAAAUACUUAUCAAGGCAACUGGUUUGAUACAUUCACCUCUGAAAGUAAAUAAUGUACUUACAUUCAGUAAUCUUGCUCUGAUUUGUCAUCCUAAGGGUCCCAGAGAUAAAAUGUAGCAUAGUUUUGUUUGAUAAAAUCAAUUUUUAUAUUCAAAUGUAGGAACUGGGUUCUAAAGUUUGAACCCCUGCUGUCUCUGGCUCCACACCCACCCCGCCCGGCCAUCCAAAUGUGUGAAAGUUAGUGCAUAAGCUAAUGAUCCAUCAUGUAUAACAUUCCUGGGAAGGUGUAAACUUACGUUUUGUAUUACCAUAUAAUUUUUGUAUGUUCUCUAUAGUUAUGUACUUGAAAAUGUAUUAAUUGACCAAUUCGGCACAUUUGGGCAGACUUGAUACAAAAUAGUCCAGUAUUGCACUGGAUCAAUCUGAAACUUUCCACACACUGCUUCCAUCUAAUGGCCAAACUCUAAAUUGUGCUUAAACUGCAAUAUUAUAUUGUGGCCUUUCUCUUGCGUUUCAAAGAUCAUGGAACAAAAAUGAUAAUAGAAAAAGCAUGUUUUUUUGUUUGUAUUAUCUUUUACCAUUUCUAAUGUGUUAUAUUCUCCUACAUUACUUUCACAUUUCCACAAACUUCAAAGUGUUUCCUUUCAAAUGGUAUCAAGAAUAUAUAUAUCUCUGCUUCAGGUCCUGAGCUACAGGCAGUUAGAUUUGGGUAUGUCAUUUUAGGCGAAAAUUGAAAAAAAGGAUCCAAUCCUUAAGAGGUUAACAGUCAUAUAAAAUGUAUUUUGAGCACUUCUAUUAUAGCCCAUAGGAACGGUGCUCGCGGUGAGAUUUACUCACACUAUUAGGGACUCCGUCUGGGUUCAUUUGGCAGGACAUAAACCACGGAGCAAGAGGGACCCACCCCUCUUCCAUCAUGUUGGACUUAAUGGAAACCAGUCCAAUUGGUCAGUCUUUGAGGAAGGAUAUUACCUCAGCCAAGUUUCAGCAAAAGCUUACAAAUUGCCCAUGGAUGUUUUCGAAGCAUGUGACGAAUACAAUUUGAUUUGAUACACACACACAAGCAAAAACAGAAGACAUUGGAGAGUAAAAUAGACUAGGUGAGAGGGGAAGAGAGCAGGAGAGGGGAGAGAGAGAGGAUAAGCGGCUGAGUGUCUUACUUUGAGCUGAGGCAGCGUCGAAGUGAGUACGAGGCCCCUCCUCCACAGGUGCGAGAACAUUCACUCCAGGAGCCCCAGGGGUCCCAAAGGGUGUCCCUGUCCUCUUCUGAACGUGCCGUCUGCAAGCUCUACACAGAGUAAAAACAAGACACACCCCUUUUAACAACCCGCCAUUAACAUGCAUGUCACAUGCUCCAUACACAAAACUUAACACCGUCUGUUCUCAAAAAGCGAACAAUUCAAAUCAUUCUCGAAUGUGUCGUUGUAUUCCAAUGUAAUACCAAUGUCAAACCACUGACUGGUAGGCCACUGACCAAUGCCAGCCAUGGCACACACCCUAGCACCUACACAUUGUGAUGUGGACACAGUACCAUGCACAAAGAAAAAAAAAGAAGAUUCAACAUGCAUUUGUAAGGCAACCAGCUGCAAUAAGAUUGUGAGUUUGCUCAACAUUUGGGCAUAUAGCUGAACCAACAUACUUUGUCAAGUUGAAUUGUAUGUUCACUCAACUUAGAAUUUUAGGUUGAGAGAUCAUACAAUUCAACUUGACAAUGUAUUUAACCUUAUUUGCACAUUUCCCAGUGAAAAGUUAUUGCAACACAUUACAUAGUAUAUAUCAUAAGGCCUUUCUUUGAGGGCCUAGUUACACCCUAACGUGGUCUGAAACUCCUGGUUUACAGGCUACAUCAAGCCUGCAAGUCACAUCAUGCUUGCUUGCAAAGUGAUGUGUAAUUCCUAUUGGAAUCCAGCCAGAGUGAAAAUAUCCAUCCCAUGCCCUCCACAAUCCCCUGACCUCAACCAAAUUGAGAUGGUUUGGGAUGAGUCGGACUGCAGAAUGAAGGAAAAACAGUCAACAAGUGCUCAGCAUAUGUGGGAACUCCUUCAAGACUGUUGGAAAAGCAUUCCAGGUGAAGCUGGUUGAGAGAAUGCCAAGAGUGUGCAAAGCAGUCAUCAAGGCAAAGGGUGGCUAUUUGAAGAAUCUUAAAUAUAAAAUAUAUUUCGAUUUCUUUAACACUUUUUUGGUUAUCAAUCAAAUGUAUUGGUCACAUACACAUGGUUAGCAGAUGUUAUUCCGAGCGUCGAUUGCAUCGUCUGUGGACCUAUUGGGGCGGUAAGCAAAUUGAAGUGGGUCUAGGGUGACAGGUAAGGUGGAGGUGAUAUGAUCCUUGUCUUUCAAAGCACUUCAUGAUGACAGAAGUGAGUGCUACAGGGCGAUAGUCAUUUAGUUCAGUUACCUUUAAAUUCUUGGGUACAGGAACAAUGGUGGCAAUCUUAAAGCAUGUGGGGACAGCAGACUGGGAUAGGGAGACAUUGAAUAUGUCCGUAACACACCAGCCAGGUGGUCUGCGCAUGCUCUGAGGACGCGGCUAGGAAUGCUGUCUGGGCCGGCAGCCUUGCGAGGGUUAACACAUUUAAAUGUCUUACUCACGUCGGCCACGGAGAAGGAGAGCCCACAGUUCUUGGUAGCUGGCCGCGUCGGUGGCACUGUAUUAUCCUCAAAGCGGGCAAAGAACUUGUUUAGCUUGUCUGGCAUCAAGACGUCGGUGUCCGGGACGUGGCUGGUUUUCCUAUUGGAGUCCGUGAUUGUCUGUAAACCCUGCCACAUACAUCACGUGUCUGAGCCGUUGAAUUGCGGCUUCACUUUGUCUCGAUAUUGAAGUUUUGCCUGUUUGAUUUCCUUGCGGAGGGAACGACCACUCUGUUUGUAUUCUGCCAUAUUCCCCGUCACCUUACCAUGGUUAAAUGCGGUGGUUCGUGCUUUCAGUUUAUCGCGAAUGCUACGUGGAUUCCGAUUGGUCAGACCAGCAUUGAAUAGUCCUUAGCAUGGUGCUUCCCGUUUGAGUUUCUGCCUAUAGAAAGAGAGGAGCAAAAUGGAGUCGUGGUCAGACUUGCCGAAAGGAGGUCAGGGGAGGGCCUUGUAUGCAGAGCGGAAAUUAGUGUAGCAGUGAUCCAGUGUUUUUCCAGUGCGAGUGCUACAGUCAAUAUGCUGAUAGAAUUUAGGUAGCCUUUUUCUCAAAUUUGCUUUGUUAAAAUCCCCAGCUACAAUAAAUGCAGCCUCAGGAUAUAUGGUUUCCUGUUUGCAUAAAGUCCAGUGAAGUUCCUUGAGGGCCGUCGUGGUAUCGGCUCGAGGGGGGAUAUACACGGCUGUAACAAUAUCCAAAGAGAAUUCUCUUCGGAGAUAAUACGGUCGGCAUUUGAUUCUGAGGAAUUCUAGGUCAGGUGAACAAACUGACUUGAGUUCCUGUAUGUUGUUACAAUUACACCAUGAGUUGUUAAUCAUGAAACAAACCACCCCACCCGUCUUCUUCCCGGAGAGAUGUUUAUUCCAGUCAGCGUGAUGUACUGAGAACCCAGAUGGCUGUAUGGAUGGGGACAGUAUAUCCCGAGAGAGCCAUGUUUCCGUAAAACAGAGUAUGUUACAAUCCCUGAUGUCUCUCUGGAAAGCAACCAUUGCACUUAUCUCAUCCACUUUGUUAUCUAGGGACUGAACAUUAGCGAGUAAUACACUUGGAAGCGAUGGGCGGUGUGCGCGCCUCCUAAGUCUGACUAGAAGAGCGUUCUGGCUGCCUCUCCUCCGGCGGCUUGAUUUGGGUCGGCCUUUGGAAUCAGUUCCAAUGCCCUGGGUGGUACGGACAAAGGAUCCACUUCGUGAAAGUCGUAUUCCUGGUCGUAGUGUUGGUAAGUUGACGCCGCUCUGAUAUCCAAUAGUUCUUCCCGGCUGUAUGUAAUAACACUUAAGAUUUUCUGAGCUAACAAUGUAAGAAAUAAUACAGAAAAAACUAUAUACUGCAACGUUUCCUAAGGACUAGAAGCGAGGCAGCCUUCUCUGUAAGCGCCAUUUUCAUAUGUGUUAUUUCAUAGUUUUUAUUAUUCUACAAUGUAGAAAAUAGCGGGAAGGUUGCUGUCUUUUUCUGUGGCUAAACCAACUAGGCUCGUAAUUUAACAAUUUUAUUCGUAUUUACAGAUGGCAUACACGUUUGUUAUUAAGGCACAUGAAAGUUCACAUGUUCCAGAAGGCAUUCCUGCCAAAUAACGCAUUGAUAAAAAUAAAAAAAAGUUUACGUUCAAAUGGCUCUCCUAUGAAGUAGUGACGCGUGACAUACGCCUAGUUUCCUGAAACAAAUCACAUUUAGUAAAUAUUUUCUUAAAUCUAUUUUCUUAAUAGUUGGUUAAGGGCUUGUAAGUAAGACCUGUUGUAUUCGGCGCAUGUCACAAAUACAUUUUGAUUUGAUUUGAUUUCACACAUAUUAUCCAGAUACUGACUGUUAGCACUUGGUGGUCUAUAGCAGCUUCGCAGAAGAAUGGGCUUUAGGUGAGGCAGAUUAACCUGUAGCCCUAUUACUUAAACAGUAUUUAACAUGAGAUCCUCUCUAAUCUUUACAUGAAUGUGGUUCCAAAUAUAAACAGCAACACCUCCACCACUGACAUUUCUGUAUUUUCUGUAGAUGUUAUAUCCAUGUAUUGCUACCACUGUAUCAUCAAAUGUAUUAUCUAAGUGAGCUUCAGAGAUAGUCUGAAUAUGAAUGUCAUCUGUUACUAGCAAGUUAUUGAUUUCAAGAACCUUGUUUUUUAGGCUACAUAUGUUCAUGUGGGCUGUUUUUAGCACUUUUCUGGGAUGCUUGAUUGUUUUCAUUGCUUUACUGGGAAGCUUAGCAGAAGUAGACAUGCUCAUGAUAUUGAUGUUUAAGCUGAUAGUGCAGGGUGAGCUGCACACAGUGGACUUCCUACUAGGGCACACUGCCUAAGUGCUAACAGUAUAACUCUGGUUCAUAGGCACAUGACUGCUGUACACAAUAGCUGUAGGAUCAACAUAGGCAUUCAGGGCAAUUAGAAGGACAUUAAUUAGGUUAUGUACAUUGUGUCUGCCAACACCCCUGCGAUAAUGUACAUUUGCUGCAGCAUUAUGACAACUCAGCUACACAAUUGUAGGGAUUAACUCAGCUCGACUUUGGUCAUACAUAACUAAUUGUCUCAACGCAGCCUUGAAAUGCUUGGACAGAGUCCAGGAGCCAAGAUGAUUAGGAUAGACUCCAUCAUUCCUGUAGGGCAUCUUCUGUUUCCAGAAGGUUUCAAAGUUAUUUCUAAAAGUGAUUCCAACAGAGCUACAGUAAUAUUUUAGCCAGGUGUGUAAUGCCAGUAGCCUGCUGAAUCUUUCACACCCGCGGCCCAACGAUGGUACCGGACCUGAAAUAAUUUGGCCGCUUUUUGGAAUCUUUCAGAAGUUCCGAGCUAGCCCUCCUAAUGUCGUUUGACUCCACAUGGACUCCGACAGCGUCAGUUCCCGGCAGCUGUUGUAGAACGGUCGGAAGCAGCCUUGAUAUGUCCUGGACUCGUGCUUCAAGAUAGCACAGGGUUUUUGCCCCGGGAACCGUGAUGUUCCUUACCAUAGAACUGCUGAUGACGACAGCUGAUGCAAUGGUUGAGGAAGUCAGGCCGUUCUUUCGCCUCGAGUGGUUUCACAAACCUGGGGUCUGAUGCACCCGAGCCAGCUGUGGUAUCCAUCAUGGAUGAUGAAUGGGCCGGAGUUUCAGACAGCCUCACGGUCUGUUGAGGGUGUGCGCUCUGAGGAUCUGAACCUGAGGUAGAAGCCAUCGGAGAGGGAGACAGAACAGAGGACUAAGGUGCAGGUACAGUACCUUCGGAUCCGAUCUGUAAUCGGAAGCCCUCAGGGAAGGCGCCGGAGCCUCUGGUUCCAGGGUGGCGAAGCUUUAUCUAGUCUGUGUCAUGUCUGGGCUUAACAUCUCCAAGGAGGCCCCCAUUGCCAGAGGACGCCAUUUGCUCCAUGGCUGGUUGGUAGGAUCGAGAACAGGAACAUCCACCAAGUCAUCCAGGAGCAUCCCACCAACUCCAUUCUCCAGGGAAGUGGGAGACCCCUUCUGGGAGGGAUCCCUGAAGAGUACCGGCCAGUCGGCUGUGGAGAGCUGACACGGCUGCAACACUUCCACCAGGCCAGAGUGGCAUCCAGCUACUGGGGUGGAAGAUAA